AUGGCUGGAGCAAGCUCCCUCCUCGGCGCUGCCCCUUUUGAGGGCCUGCCGGUCCCGGUCUCGUACCUGGCCGGCGCCUUUGCUUUGGUUUUCCUGCUCUGCCUCCGGGUGUCCAAGUUGGUGACGAGAACCGUGAUGCCUCAUCUCAACCCCAGGAAGGCAUUCGAGUUCACAGACACGCGCGUCAAGAAGCACUUCGUCGUGAACUCGCGGCCGAUGCUGGAGAGCUGGUUCUCUGCCCACCCCGACCAGCCGGCCCGAGUCAUUGGUGACAUAGGCGAGGUGACAGUGCUGCCGCACCGUCUGGCCAACGAGAUACGGAAUGACCCGCGCCUCAGCUUCGCACGCUGGAUUACCCAGGGCUUCCGAGAGGGCGGCCGAGAUUCGCACAUCGUCCAGGAUGUUAUCAUGAAAGACCUUACCAAGCAUCUGAACAAGGUGACCGAGCCGCUCUCCCAGGAAACCGCUUUGGCUGUGGACGAACUGCUCCCGGCAGCUGAUAACGAAGCAUGGAGCCCGGUGGUGCCGCGGGAGAUGCUCCUCCGUCUUGUUGCCCGUGUCUCCUCCCGCGUGUUCCUCGGCGAGGAGGUUUGCCGAGACCCGGACUGGCUUCGGGUGACCCGCGAAUACACGGUGGAUGGCUUAAAGGCGGCCGAAGAUCUGCGACUGUGGCCCGCUCCGCUAAGAUACUUGGUGCACUGGUUCCUGCCCUCAUGCAGCCGUGCUCGACACCACGUCCGGGAGGCCCGCCGGAUCAUCAACGGCGUGCUCGAGAAGCGGCGCUUGCAGAAGAGCCUCGGGGAAAAGGUCCAGUUCGAGGACGCGAUCGAGUGGUUUGAGCGCGAGGCUCAUGGACGGCCAUACGACCCGGCCGCCGCUCAACUCAUGCUGUCCUUCGCUGCCAUCCACACCACGACGGAGCUGGUCACCCAGGUUAUGACAGACCUGUGCAAGAACCCCGAGAUCUUCGGCGAGUUGCGACAGGAGAUCUCCCAGGUGCUUCGCGCCGGCGGGUGGAACAAGAACUCCCUAUACAACAUGAAGCUGCUCGACAGCGUCAUCAAGGAAAGCUUGCGCUUGAAGCCGACCAGUAUCAUCCUGAUGCGCCGGGUUGCCACCGACAAUGUCCAGCUUUCGGACGGCACCUUCAUUCCGCGGGGCGACACCAUCGCCGUUUCCGCACAGCACAUGUGGGAUCCGGAGGUGUACGACAAGCCGCGCGAGUGGGACGGGCGGCGCUUCCUGCGCAUGCGCGAGACCCAGGGCCAGGAGCACGUGGCGCAGCUGGUCAGCACCAGCCCAGAGCACCUCGGGUUCGGGCACGGCCAGCACGCCUGCCCAGGCCGCUUCUUUGCCUCGAACGAGGCCAAGAUCAUCUUGAUCCAUCUCCUGAUGAAGUACGACUGGAGGCUGGCCGAGGGCGCCCCCGUGCCCGAGGUCCGGUAUUACGCCUUUACUCUCCUCACAGACCGUGCCACCAAGCUGGAGUAUCGUCGCCGAGAGCCCGAGAUCGCCAUUUGA
Molecule: messenger RNA, 1521 nt
Organism: Thermothielavioides terrestris NRRL 8126
Lineage: Eukaryota; Fungi; Ascomycota; Sordariomycetes; Sordariales; Chaetomiaceae
Exons: 6
Coding region: 1-1521 (506 amino acids)
Molecular function (GO): monooxygenase activity; iron ion binding; heme binding
Source: RefSeq, a predicted model, not a curated record